CUCUGCCUGUGCCCUGGGAAGUGGGGAUUCCAACUCGCGGAGGGAUGGAGCACGCGUCGUCGCCUGGGAAACGGAUCGACCCGCGGAAGGCGAGCGGGUGGGACUUCCGGAGCAGUUAAUGGUGGGGAAACUUCCUAGUGGAUGUGGGCGGAGGCGGGACUUCCUGCAGCAAACUGGGGCUGUGCGCCACUCAAGCCCGUUUACCUGCUCCCCAGGCCGGCACCCAGGAUGGGCGAGGUGGAGGCCCCGGGCCGCUUGUGGCUCGAGAGCCCCCCUGGGGGAGCGCCCCCCAUCUUCCUGCCCUCGGACGGGCAAGCCCUGGUCCUGGGCAGGGGACCCCUGACCCAGGUCACGGACCGGAAGUGCUCCAGAACUCAAGGUGGGCGGGGCCUGAGCUGGAGGGGGUGUGGCCUGUUGCGAAAGCGGGAACAAUCCAGAGGGACGCUUGGCUGCUACGCGGGAUUGCAGUGGUGCAGCCAGCCCCGAAGUCGGAAGGUGCUUUCUAGGGAGUACGGGAAGAGAAAAUUUGUGCUUGAUUUAGAACUAGCUAGAUCCUUUGGGGGAGAGGGGAUCGAGCGAAUUUCGGGAGGAUGUUCACUGCGCGGAUGAUACUCAGGCCAUCGGGAAAUCCAGAAACAGGCGACGACCCUUGUCAAGAGAAAAAUGAUCCUAUGGAGAAAAGUAAAUGUCGCAGGGUUGGGAUGGAUGGUAACAGGCCAAGCCCCGGACCUGUAUCUAGCCACAUUUUUUGUCAAGGAGGAAACCAAUUCUAUAGAGAAAAGUACCUCCCUGUCCCUUGCAAGGACCAGUGUCAGGCAAUCCUAGUGCCACCAUCUGGCUACUGCAUGUCAAGGAGCCAAUCCCGUGUAGAAAUAAACUGCCUCUUACUCCCUGGAUGCUAUAGCCUGAAGCAGGCCACAUUCCCCAGAAAUGAGGGAACCAACCACACAAGGAUGCGAAUCCUGACUCCACCCCUCCAAUCCUCAGUGGAGCUGGUCGCAGAUCCCCAGACCCGGACAGUGGCAGUGAAACAGCUGGGAGUUAACCCCUCAACUGCCGGAACCCAGGAGUUGAAGCCGGGGUUGGAGGGCUCUCUGGGGGUAGGGGACACACUGUAUUUGGUCAAUGGCCUCCACCCACUGACCCUGCGCUGGGAGGAGACUCGCACACCAGAAUCCCAGCCAGGUACUCCACCUGGCACCCCUCCGGUGUCCCAAGACGAGAAGAGAGAUGCUGAGCCGCGGAAGAAGCGUAUGCGGAAGUCAAACCCCGGCUGGGAGAACUUGGAGAAGUUGCUAGUGUUCACCGCAGCUGGGGUGAAACCCCAGGGCAAGGUGGCUGGCUUUGAUCUGGACGGGACCCUCAUCACCACACGCUCUGGGAAGGUCUUUCCCACUGGCCCCAGUGACUGGAGGAUCUUGUACCCAGAGAUUCCACGUAAGCUCAGAGAGCUGGAAGCUGAGGGCUACAAGCUGGUGAUCUUCACCAACCAGAUGAGCAUCGGGCGCGGGAAGCUGCCAGCUGAGGAGUUCAAGGCCAAGGUGGAGGCUGUGGUGGAGAAGCUGGGGGUCCCCUUCCAGGUGCUGGUGGCCACGCAUGCAGGCUUGUACCGGAAGCCGGUGACGGGCAUGUGGGACCAUCUGCAGGAACAGGCCAACGAGGGCGCGCCCAUCUCCAUCGGAGACAGCAUCUUUGUGGGAGACGCAGCCGGACGCCCGGCCAACUGGGCCCCCGGGCGGAAGAAGAAAGACUUCUCCUGCGCAGAUCGCCUGUUUGCCCUCAAUCUUGGCCUGCCCUUCGCCACACCUGAGGAGUUCUUUCUGAAGUGGCCAGCAGCCGGCUUCGAGCUCCCUACCUUUGAUCCCAGGACUGUCUCCUGCUCAGGGCCUGUCUGCCUCCCGGAGUCCAGGGCCCUCCUGAGCGCUAGCCCGGAGGUGGUUGUUGCAGUGGGAUUCCCUGGGGCCGGGAAGUCCACCUUUCUCAAGAAGCACCUCGUGUCGGCCGGAUACGUCCACGUGAACAGGGACACGCUAGGCUCCUGGCAGCGCUGUGUGACUGCGUGUGAGACAGCCCUGAAGCAAGGGAAACGGGUCGCCAUCGACAACACAAACCCGGACGCCGCGAGCCGCGCCAGGUACGUCCAGUGCGCCCGAGCCGCGGGCGUCCCCUGCCGCUGCUUCCUCUUCACGGCCACUCUGGAGCAGGCGCGCCACAACAACCGGUUUCGAGAGAUGACGGACUCCUCUCAUGUCCCCGUGUCAGACAUGGUCAUGUAUGGCUACAGCAGUUCCAGGCCCCAACGCUGGCCGAAGGCUUCUCUGCCAUCCUGGAGAUCCCGUUCCGGCUGUGCGUGGAGCCGAGGCUGGAGCGGCUGUACUGCCAGUUCUCCGAGGGCUGAGCCCCGCCCAGCUCCCCUCCACAAUAAAUGCUGUUUCUCCAUGAGCUUGGCCGGCAUUUUGCUGGAAGGAGGGUGGUCCCCAUGGGGGAGGGGCUCCAGGCCUGCCACAGUUUCUCACAUGGAUGGAGGCUUUAAGGACAUUUUCAGGUAACAAAAGGUGGGGCCCUACAGAGGGGAUUCCAGCUUUGCUGGGACCUGGCAUGGGCACUUUAGACAUUAGCCUGGGAACACACAGGGAAGGCACUGUGGCCCCUCGAGAGCCAGCUGGUGAGCCCAUGAGCCCCAACCGAAGGGCUGGCUCAAGGCCAGGUGUGACCCCUGAGGACAAAAUCCAGCUCAGGUUCUGUGACACUGAACUUGAACCCAAGGCCUGUCGGUCUGGAGAUUGGGGGCGGAGAGGGUGUG
This is a messenger RNA of Nomascus leucogenys (northern white-cheeked gibbon), 2803 nucleotides long. RefSeq names its product polynucleotide kinase 3'-phosphatase (gene PNKP). Gene Ontology annotation, cellular component: nucleus. Gene Ontology annotation, molecular function: polynucleotide 3'-phosphatase activity; ATP-dependent polydeoxyribonucleotide 5'-hydroxyl-kinase activity; protein binding. The transcript has 15 exons. The coding region runs from base 591 to 2549 and encodes 652 amino acids. Lineage: Eukaryota; Metazoa; Chordata; Mammalia; Primates; Hylobatidae. The record is from RefSeq and is a predicted model, not a curated record. Gene Ontology annotation, biological process: DNA repair.